AGCCAGAUAACAAGUGCAGAUAGCAGUGAUAGCACACAUAGCUCUGGCCUUGUAGCCAACCAUGGCCAUGCGUUCUGCCUCUUGCAUUUCUCUGGUGGUGCUCGUGGCUCUGGCCACGGCGGCCACGGGGCAGCUCUCGUCGACGUUCUACGACACGUCGUGUCCCAGGGCUCUGGCCACCAUCAAGAGCGGCGUGGCGGCCGCCGUGAGCAGCGACCCCCGCAUGGGCGCGUCCCUGCUCAGGCUUCACUUCCACGACUGCUUUGUCCAAGGCUGUGAUGCAUCUGUUCUGCUGUCUGGCAUGGAACAAAACGCGGGUCCGAACGUGGGGUCGCUGAGAGGCUUCGGCGUCAUCGACAGCAUCAAGACCCAGCUGGAGAGUAUAUGCAAGCAGACCGUCUCCUGCGCCGACAUCCUCACCGUCGCCGCCCGCGACUCCGUCGUCGCCCUUGGAGGGCCGUCAUGGACUGUUCCACUUGGGAGACGGGACUCCACCACCGCAAGUGCGGCGCUGGCGAACAGCGACCUCCCUGGCCCUGGCUCCAGCCGGUCACAGCUCGAGGCCGCGUUCCUCAAGAAGAACCUUAACACGGUCGACAUGGUCGCGCUCUCAGGCGCGCACACCAUCGGGAAGGCCCAGUGCUCCAACUUCCGGACUCGAAUCUACGGCGGUGACACCAACAUCAACACCGCCUUCGCGACGUCUCUCAAGGCCAACUGCCCCCAGUCCGGCGGCAACGGCAACCUGGCGAACCUGGACACGACGACGCCCAACACGUUCGACAACGCCUACUACACCAACCUCCUGUCACAGAAAGGGCUCCUGCAUUCGGACCAGGUGCUCUUCAACAACGACACCACCGACAACACCGUCCGCAACUUCGCAUCCAACGCGGCGGCCUUCAGCAGCGCCUUCACGACGGCGAUGAUCAAGAUGGGAAACAUCGCGCCGCUCACCGGGACGCAGGGGCAGAUCAGGCUCAGCUGCUCCAAGGUGAACUCGUGAUUGACCUACACGUCGGCAGCUCGCCAGAACGACACGUCAACGAAUAAGGCCCCAGAAGCAGUGGCCAGUACCGAUUAUCAUACCAGCACUUGAAACAUGUAUAUUUCUCUAAGUAUGUGCAGCAGCAAAUCAUGCAUGUACCUACAUAUGUAACGACGGUUGAAUCCUCAAUUUCUCUUGCGAAGGCAAGGAGAAUUACCAUCAACCCUACCUUAUUACACUCGCACACGGAAUGAAGAUGCACACUUGCCUGAUGACA
Messenger RNA from Triticum dicoccoides, 1265 nucleotides. RefSeq names its product peroxidase-like. The transcript has 3 exons. The record is from RefSeq and is a predicted model, not a curated record. Bases 62 to 1006 code for a protein of 314 amino acids. Gene Ontology annotation, biological process: hydrogen peroxide catabolic process; response to oxidative stress. Lineage: Eukaryota; Viridiplantae; Streptophyta; Magnoliopsida; Poales; Poaceae. Gene Ontology annotation, molecular function: peroxidase activity; heme binding.